This is a messenger RNA of Cotesia glomerata, 3114 nucleotides long. Its product is annotated as protein Skeletor, isoforms B/C. Bases 418 to 2529 code for a protein of 703 amino acids. The transcript is spliced from 10 exons. The record is from RefSeq and is a predicted model, not a curated record. NCBI's taxonomy places the organism in Eukaryota, Metazoa, Arthropoda, Insecta, Hymenoptera, Braconidae.
GACGAUAUUUCACCCCUAACGUCAGUCCUUGAGUCGGUAACGCGCGCGACGCACCCGCGUGCGUUCCGCGGCUGCUAAUUCCCUUUUUUGCGCCCCCCAAUGAUUUCGAUCAGUAGCGAGUGUCAAUGGUGUCUUUGCGGUGGUCUUAAAGUCCCGGAGCCAGAUGAAUCUCAUUCGAUGAAAAAUUUGAAUAUAAAUAUAAAUAAAAAUAAAAGUAAAGAGAUCAAAAGAGAGAGGACGAGGAUGUCCUCGGUUGUACGCUGAUGCGUGUGUCUUAUAUCUGUGAUUUAACGUGGUUAUGUGUAAUCCCACUUACAUAUACAUAAGAUUUAAUAAGAGUGUGUAGAGUGACCUGGAAGUGCCGUUCGGUUGUAUUAAAUAAUAACAAGACAUCGCCCGGACCUUAAACAAGAAACAAUGGAGAUCCUCUGGCUCUGCUUGCUAUUUCUUCUCCUCGGCGCUGAUUUUGGUUCCUGUGCGAAGAAGAAAGGAAAGGAUUACUACGGAACACUAGUAGGGAACUUGAAACCAUACGCUCACAGCAUAAAGGGAACAGUCUACGUGAUCGACGAGUCAACGAUAUUCGUAAAAGGAUUUACGUACGAUGGAACUGCACCUGACGUAUUUUUCUGGGUCGGGAACACGACUUCGCCGACUCCGAUGGGAGAAAUAGUUCCGUACCCAGAAAAUUACGCCGGAAGAGAACCUCAGGUGCUCAAGGCGUAUCACAACGAAAACGUCGUUCUGAAGCUACCACAGGGCAAGAAAAUACGCGAUAUCAGAUGGCUCGCUGUUUGGUGCAGAAGAUUUACGGUCGACUUCGGGGACAUCGUAUUCCCGGUGCAUCUUGAAAUUCCACGGCCCCGAGUGCUGCCCGAGUUUUCCCGGCUGGCUCACGGACUCCGGAGCGGAAACAUAAGUAUCCUAGAUAGCAAAACUCUGUACAUACCGAACCUACAUUACGACGGAGCUGGACCCGAUGCCUACUUCUGGGUUGGAACGGGGCCAGAACCCAACACAAUGGGCUUUAAAGUUCCCAAUGAAGUUGGAGGACUGACAAAGCUGCGGGGCUACCAAGGAGAGGAUAUUGAAAUCGUUCUACCGGGAAAUUUAACUGUCUUUGACAUCGAUUGGUUGUCUGUUUGGUGCGUGCAGUACAAGCAUAAUUUCGGGCAUGUAAUGAUCCCGAAAGACCUAGACGUUCCGCCUGCCCUUGGACAGACUAAAAUCACGCCUCCGUGGUGGUAUAAUCCAACGAGCAGCAGCCCGCCGAUAGCGCCAAUGCCGCCGAUAACGCUCAACGAGCUGAGCAAUUGCAAGGAACUGUUGGACGGCAGAGUCCAGGUCCAGUGGGAGCUGAUGGGCGAGGAUGUUCAAAUCCGCGUUUCAGGGAGGAUAAGAGAGGACCAGUAUAUCGCUUUCGGGUUGUCAGGGCGAGAGGGCAGGAGGGAAAUGAUUGGCGGAGACGUUGUCGUAGUUGGUUACGAUAAAAGGAAGAAAAGAUUCUUCGCUGAGGAUUAUUAUUUGUCGGACCUUGCUCAGUGCGAUGGCAGAAGGGGCGUUUGUCCUGAUGAACGCGUCGGUGGUAAAAAUGACGCUGUUCUUAUUGACGGUGAACGUAAAAACGGCGUUACUACAGUAACCUACAUGAGACCAUUGAGUACAAACGAGCCAGAAAAAGAUCGAAUGAUCCCAAACGGCGCAACAAGCAUAAUAGCAGCAAUAGGAACUCUGAAUAGCCGAGGAGAAGCUAACUCGCACACACAAAGUGACAGAACAGACGAAGAUAUAAAGAUCGACUUUACAUCAAAGAACGUCCACGAGUGUAUAAAUUCCCUGUACGACAUCCCUAACGAGGAAAUAGAAUUGGACGCCUGGCCAAUUGAGACAAUAAUCGACGAGAACAACCUGACCGCGAGGAUCGGGCAAACUGGAGGAAAGCGCGGCUAUUCGAAGAUAACUGGCCAGCCUUCCUGGGGAAUCUGCUGGUACAUAAACGAUCUCCUGAUUCCUGAGAUAACCGUAGAACGUGGGCAGACUUACACCUUCAUCGUGGAGGGCGGCGUUGACCCAUCAAAUCCAGCGCGCUACCAUCCUUUGUACAUUACUGCAAGUCCAGAAGGUGGUUUUGGCCAGAAGACCGAUGAGCAGCAAAGAGAUGAGCGGGUCUUUGCCGGAGUCGAUUGGAAUGAUGAAGGAUAUCCUUAUCCUACUGCUGCUGGGCGGUUUUGUGAGUGGGCUCACAAAACUGUUGAUAUGAGCGAAAAUUCCCUUACUUUUGCCAGCUUCUUCGAUACCCUCAGGCUUGAUUGUGAUCAAGGAGAACCUGCUAAGCUUGUUUGGACCGUCGCGCCUGAUACUCCUGAUCUUGUUUAUUACCAGUGCUACACCCACAAAAAUCUAGGUUGGAAAAUCCACGUUAAAGAUCCAGGAUAUAAAUCUGAAUUGACCGCCGCAUCAGACAGCAUAAUGCCAAGCUCACUCAUUACACUCUUAAUAAUCACUGGCAUUCAUUCUCUCCUCAGAUGAAUCGUCUCAAUUUAAAUUCCCUUUUAAAAUAAAGACCGUUAAAUUUCAAGAUAUAAAAGACGUACAAUUAAAACUGAUUAAAAAUAUAAAUACAAUAAUUAUAAUAAUUAAGAAAAAAAAUCACAAAAAGAAAGAGCAAUUAAGAGAAAUUAUAAAAAAAUAACUAUGAAAGAUUUAAAAAAAAAAAAAAAACAAGGUUGUAAGAAAGUAUUUAGAUUUUAAGGACUUAAAUCUUACGGAAGAAAUUAGAAGAUAUUUUUAAGACCUAUCAGAUUCAAUAUUUCAUAUAUUAAUAAUAAAUAAAUAAAUAAAACAUAUGUAUACAUUUAAAUAGGAAUUAACGUCCGUUUAAAAAAAAUAAAAAUAAUUAAUAGGAAGGAUUUAUAAAAUAAAAAAAAAAAUAAUGACAAUAAUUUUGAGGAUCUGAAGAUCAUGACAAUAAUUUAUAAAAAAAUAAAUUGAUCUAAUCGGAGUUCAGAAUUAACUUAUAAAGACAAUACGACGAAAUGGCGACAAUAAAUGAAUUUUAAUUAAAAAAAAAAAAAAAAAAAAAAAAUACUUAAUAAGUAUACCUAAGACCUUCCU